AAAAACACUCCUCUGCUUUGGAUAUAAACGGUCGCCAUCGUAGCUAUUUUGCGUAAUUUUGUCUAUCCUUUGUUGUAGUUUUAAUAUCGUUAACUUUAUUUUUUUGCUAUUUUCAAAUUACUGAUUAAUUUGCUUCACUAUCCUGUUGAAAUCAGUUGAACAACUGUUUCUGGUGGACUAUUCUUCACAGGAACCGUUGAAAGUAGAAACACGAUGGAUUCCAAAACAUCAGAUGUUCUGAAGAAACAACGAUACCUGGCUACACAGGCAAUACAGCGAGCGGAUGAAAUGCGCGAGCGCAGUCCUCUGAACAAAAAAUCUCCCAGAAGUGGUCGCUAUUUACAAUCGCCAUCCGUACAGACUCGGUCCGACUCCAGCUAUGAACUACAAAGCGAUGGUGAAUCAAUGCUGCAACCCCGUCGAUACAAGUCAAUUAACAUUACUGAGCUGGAAGAGGAGAAUACAAUUCACGUGCAAGCUACUCCACACAAGGAACCGUCAGAUCCGCCAAAGUUGUCCUUCGAACCGAAAGAGAUGAACGCUCGGUCUACUCUGGCCCAAGGUCCAUCGGAUCCGGCUCGUCGUAAGCUUGGGGUAGAACAAAUCGCGCAUGAUAUCCAGGAGAUUCUUCAUAAGAGUUUCGCGAACGAAAUCCGAGAGCUUAGCCAGCGAAUUCAAGGUGAUGUGCAUAACGAUUCGGCGCUGCAUUUGCUCCAAAGCGAUGACCGUCCGGAUGUGAGCUUACCUAAAACGGCCGAUAUGAGCAGGUUGUCAUCGAUUCGUGAGUCGCUCGCCUCCGGCCCACAGAAGGGGUCUGCCCAGACGCAGGAUUUCUGGGACAUUGGCGGGCCACAGGUUGACCACAGCUGGAUGCAGAAAGAAAUGUCCCAGCUGGAAGGGAUCAGUUUUCAUGCAGCAGAAGAGCAGAAAACGCGUUUGUUGGAAGAUGAGAUGGCAUGGGAGCAGGAGAACGCAAUCAUCCCGGAGAUGAAUGCCAAAAAGCUACCGACUAAUUCGUUCAUGAAAGGCGUUAAGAUGCCAAAAAACUUAAAGAAUCAUGUUGAUUUCUCCUGUUUUUCCGGGUACCUCGGUCAAGACGAUGUGGAACAGAUGCAUGCUACUCGGCUGGAGAAUAGCAGCUUCUGUUCGGUGGGGGAGUAUUUCAACAAAAUGUCCGACAAUGUCAGUGUUAUGAUGUCAAAUGAUGAAAGUCCCCCGAGGAGAACCCCUCUGCCGCUAGUAGAUUUGAGCAACGUUGGUUCCAUGGACGAAGUCGCUGAGAAAGGUCCUGUUAAGGAUCAGAAAGGUCAACUAAGGAAGUCGACUGGAACCGAUAAAGAAAAUUCCUUCAGUGUAUCCAGCUUGAUGAGAGCGAUUAAUUCUGUCCAACUGGAGGAUUCUCCAACCGGCUUCAUCAACAAACUCACACAAGUUCGAAGAGCAAAAUCCAGCAUCCCCCCACCAAACAACACAGCCGCUACGUCACAAGCGCUCUAUAAAACAAAUUCCCUCAAAGCGGAUCUCAGUCCGGUAGUGCAGAGCAAAUCAUUCAUUCGUGAAUUGGAUGAAGCAAAAUCGCGUGCACCCAAAGCCAGCACUCUAUCGGACACUGCCAGCUUCACGGAAUCACUACUAGAGUCGUCUGCUUUCGUUCCGAUAAAAGCUAGCAGUAAGCCAGCGGAUUUGUCAGUUCCGGCUUCUGUAGUUUCCUCCAGCGUAUGCAGUGCCAAAAAACCACUUUUGAAUACAUAUCGUGUUUCAACAGCCACAAAAUUAUCCGAACCACAGUUGGAUUUACCACCGAUACCCGUAGUUCGGGAGCCUCCCAAGUGUCAGAAGCAGAUCCAGCUGAGCGCAACACCAGCCAAGCCCAAUCGAAAGAGGAGAUCUAGUUCCGCAACUCGACAAGAGCUGCAACAUGCCGAAGAAUCCCGCGAGGAAGCUCUUACAGAGGCCUACAUGAAACGUUCGCGUUCACCGAGCAAUGAAGCGGAACUGAAAGCGGUUUCAAAUCAUUUGGUACCAUACCACGAAACACCGAAGGGAACUAUCCCUCCACAGCGUGGUUUCGGCCAAGGGCAAAAAUCUUUCCUCUCGCCAGAGCCACGCUCACGGGAAACGCAAAUGUUUGGCAGCCGGUCGCCAUUCAAUUCGCCCAAAUCAAUCGCUUCCAGCUUCGAGUCGGAGACGACUGCGAAUGCCAAAUCGCCAAGCUCUGCAAGAUUGAACCUGAUGAACUCACAUCAUCGAUCGGCUUCGCAGUGGUCUGUAACGAACAGUGAAUUUAGUCACAAAGAUGGAGUCCUACCGCUGAAAGCGACCCACAACGAAAUUUCGUGGGGAAGCACAAGACUUCGGCGGAACGAGAAGAAAACGAUGCAGAUCAAGAAUACUUCUCAUAAAAAGUUAGUUAUCAAGGCCACCAUUACCGGACCCGGCUUCCAGUUGUGCGGAACGGAGCAUAGCGGAAUGUUGGUAUUGCACGGUCAAGAAUGUCGUACCAUAAGGGUCGAUUUUUGUCCAACCAUGAUCGGACCGGCGGUCGGAUUGUUAAGCUUUCAACCACCCAAUGAUUGCUAUGCUCAGCGGGUGGUUUCACUGUACGGUUACGGCGGAGAAGCUUCCAUUCGGGUUGAAGGGAUCCAGAAGGGACCGAGCGGACCGUACUUGGAACUUGGGAAAGCCCGAAACAUGGGACGGCCUUUGGAGAGAUCGUUCUCGCUGUUCAAUAAAGGUAGUCUGCCAGCAUUUGCCCGUAUUGGAAUCGACAAAAAGGGUAUCGACAAAACAUUCCUCGCCUCCGCUAUUUACGUUCAACCGCAGAAGGUUAUCAUCCCUCCGAACAGUUAUGCCCAUAUCAAAGUUAUGUUCAGACCGCGCAGACAGGAAGUCGAAAGUAUCCUCCAGAAACAGGUCGAUGUUCUGUCUCUGACCAACCUGCACGUACUCUGGGGUGAUGAACCUACUCGGCACCGAAUUCGAAAGGCGAUAGCCCUCGUCAAACGUAACGAUCUACAGGAAAACAAACUUGAUCCGUUGAAAUCUGUUUGUGAGGAGUUUCCAAAUGAGCACACUUUCGCCGAGUUGGAAUCAUUCACGGAAAACAUCUAUGCAGCCAUUCACGAAUUGUUUCUCACCUUCCGAGAGUACGAGCUGGUUCUCACCGUGGAUAGGGCGCUGGAUGAGACGAUGAUCGAUCUGACACUGUGCGAGGACAGUGGCGCACUGUUCAAAACUAUGUGUGCCUCUUCCGAAGCCGGAUCUCCCCGUUUCCCGGAUGAAAUUUCACCCGGUGUUGCGGCCAUCCAAUCGACGACGAAACGGGAAAGUGGUGAAUCUUGGAGUGUUCGUCCAACUUUUCUCGAAUUUCGACCCGACGAAAGGACCAAACAAUUCGUCAUCAAAAGCAACCUGUACUCGACUCAAAGCUUCAACAUCAAUUCCAACUUCAGACCGUUGUUUGAGAUCACUCCAACCGAGGGACCACUUCGUCCGGGUCAGGAAGUGAUGGUGAACGUGAACUUCUUGAUGGGUCCUCCGACGCAGCAGCAAAUUAUUCUAGUGGUUUACAUCAAAGACGAGAAAAUCACAAUUCCUGUCUAUGUUCGCAAUCGGAGUCGUGCUGAUGUAGGAAUGUACUGAAAAAGAAGAGACUGCUCAUACUCGCCUAAUUCAUUAUGAUAAUGGAAUGAUAACUGUUAUAGUGAUCGAAAACAGUUUUCUAUUUAAGCUUAUUAAUGCACUUUUAUAAGUUCUUUUAAUUCCGUGUGGAAAAUCGUUCAAUUUUAUUUAUGUUAAUAAACUUCUAAGGAUAUUGGAGAAUUGCA
Toxorhynchites rutilus septentrionalis is the source of this 3827-nucleotide messenger RNA. RefSeq lists its product as uncharacterized. The record is from RefSeq and is a predicted model, not a curated record. Bases 214 to 3642 code for a protein of 1142 amino acids. The transcript has 5 exons. Lineage: Eukaryota; Metazoa; Arthropoda; Insecta; Diptera; Culicidae.